Messenger RNA from Gastrolobium bilobum, 1416 nucleotides. RefSeq names its product delta(8)-fatty-acid desaturase 2-like. The transcript has a single exon. Gene Ontology annotation, cellular component: membrane. Lineage: Eukaryota; Viridiplantae; Streptophyta; Magnoliopsida; Fabales; Fabaceae. Gene Ontology annotation, biological process: lipid metabolic process. Gene Ontology annotation, molecular function: oxidoreductase activity, acting on paired donors, with oxidation of a pair of donors resulting in the reduction of molecular oxygen to two molecules of water. The record is from RefSeq and is a predicted model, not a curated record. The coding region runs from base 12 to 1355 and encodes 447 amino acids.
ACAAUCAAGCCAUGGAGGGUGAGAAAAAGUACAUCACCUCUGAGGAGCUGAAGGAACACAACAAGGAAGGGGAUUUAUGGAUCUCCAUUCAGGGUAAGGUGUAUAAUGUCACAGAUUGGGUUAAGGAACACCCUGGUGGUGAUGUUCCUAUACUGAACCUUGCUGGCCAGGAUGUCACAGAUGCAUUCAUAGCCUACCAUCCUGGCACAGCAUGGAAAUUUCUUGACAAGCUCUACACUGGGUAUUACCUGAGGGAUUUCAACGUCUCUGAGGUGUCCAGGGAUUAUAGGAAGAUGGCAUCUGAGUUUUCAAAAAUGGGUCUUUUUGACAUGAAAGAGCAUGUUGCUUCUUGUGCCCUUACCUCUGUUGCUGUCAUGUUCCUCAUUGUUCUUUAUGGGGUCCUUAGAUGCGCAAGUGUGUGGGCACAUUUGGGCUCUAGCAUGCUGUUGGGUUUGCUUUGGAUGCAAAGUGCUUAUGUGGGUCAUGAUUCUGGUCACUAUGUGGUUAUGACAAAUCGUGGGUUCAACAAAUUUGCACAGAUAAUUUCUGGGAAUUGCUUGACUGGGAUAAGCAUUGCAUGGUGGAAAUGGACUCACAAUGCUCACCACAUUGCUUGCAAUAGCCUUGACCAUGAUCCUGAUCUGCAACACAUGCCAGUUUUUGCUGUGUCUUCCCGUUUCUUCAAUUCAAUCACAUCUCAUUUCUAUGGAAGGCAGUUAAAGUUUGAUUCUUUUGCCAGGUUCUUGAUCAGUUACCAGCACUGGACAUUUUACCCAGUCAUGUGCGUUGCAAGGGUCAAUUUGUACGUUCAGACAUUCCUGCUUUUGUUUUCAAAGCGUAGAGUCCCAGAUAGAGCUUUGAACAUAAUGGGAAUUCUUGUGUUUUGGACUUGGUUCCCCCUUCUUGUUUCUUCCCUCCCAAAUUGGCCAGAAAGGAUUAUGUUUGUGCUUGUUAGCUUUGCUGUUUGUUCCAUUCAACACAUUCAAUUCUGUUUGAAUCAUUUUGCUGCAAAUGUAUAUGUGGGGCCACCAAAUGGCAAUGACUGGUUUGAGAAGCAAACUGGUGGGACAUUGGAUAUCUCUUGCUCCUCUUGGAUGGAUUGGUUCUUUGGUGGUUUGCAGUUCCAGCUUGAGCACCAUUUGUUCCCAAGGCUUCCAAGGUGCCAAUUGAGGAAGAUUUCCCCAAUGGUGAGAGACCUAUGCAAGAAGCAUAACUUGCCUUAUAGGAGUUUGUCAUUUUGGGAGGCCAAUCAAUGGACAAUUAGGACCCUCAGGACUGCUGCCCUACAAGCCAGGGACCUGACUAACCCUGCCCCCAAGAAUCUGUUGUGGGAAGCUGUUAAUACUCAUGGCUGAGGGAUAUGAAUUUUUGGAUUUUAGAAGAAUGUCAAGAAGGUCUUUUUUCCUUUAUUCUUUA